Messenger RNA from Glycine soja, 1343 nucleotides. Its product is annotated as serine/threonine-protein kinase Aurora-3-like. NCBI's taxonomy places the organism in Eukaryota, Viridiplantae, Streptophyta, Magnoliopsida, Fabales, Fabaceae. The transcript is spliced from 6 exons. Bases 16 to 975 code for a protein of 319 amino acids. Gene Ontology annotation, molecular function: ATP binding; protein kinase activity. Gene Ontology annotation, biological process: mitotic spindle organization; regulation of cytokinesis; protein phosphorylation. Gene Ontology annotation, cellular component: spindle pole centrosome; chromosome passenger complex; spindle microtubule. The record is from RefSeq and is a predicted model, not a curated record.
GCACGUUUUUGCAAAAUGAAACGACGUCGUUUUAAGAAAAAUAAAAAAAUAAGUGUGCUUUACCCAAAUUCAAAUUCAAAUUCAAAUUCUGAGAAAAACUCCAACGAACUUCGCAUUUCCACGAAAAUGGCUUCCCAAAACCCAGCGGAGGAAGAAAAUUCAAAGCGACAUUGGUCCCUUGAAGACUUCGAGAUCGGAAAACCUCUCGGUAGGGGCAAAUUCGGUAGAGUUUACGUCGCCAGAGAAGUUAAGAGCAAAUUUGUUGUGGCGUUGAAGGUUAUAUUUAAGGAACAAAUUGAUAAGUACAGAAUUCAUCACCAACUGAGGAGAGAGAUGGAGAUACAGACCAGUCUCCGGCACGCAAAUAUCCUGCGUCUUUACGGUUGGUUUCAUGAUGCUGACCGUGUUUUCUUGAUUCUUGAGUAUGCUCAUAAGGGAGAGCUUUACAAGGAGCUGAGAAAAAAGGGUCAUCUCACUGAGAAGCAAGCUGCCACGUAUAUUUUGAGCCUCACAAAGGCGUUGGCAUAUUGUCAUGAGAAACAUGUUAUUCAUAGGGAUAUCAAGCCAGAAAAUUUGUUGCUUGACCAUGAGGGGCGUCUUAAAAUUGCAGACUUUGGUUGGUCUGUUCAGUCUAGAAGCAAAAGACAUACCAUGUGUGGAACAUUGGAUUAUUUAGCACCAGAAAUGGUUGAAAACAAAGCUCAUGACUAUGCAGUUGACAACUGGACUUUGGGUAUCCUUUGUUAUGAGUUCCUCUAUGGUGCUCCUCCAUUUGAGGCUGAGAGUCAAUCUGAUACCUUCAAAAGGAUAAUGAAGGUUGAUCUAAGCUUCCCUUCCACCCCUUCUGUCUCUAUAGAGGCGAAAAAUCUGAUUAGUCGGCUCCUGGUGAAAGACUCCUCACGAAGGCUCUCUCUUCAGAAGAUAAUGGAGCAUCCUUGGAUAAUCAAGAAUGCAGAUUUUGUGGGUAUUUGCUAGUAGCAUCAACUCACUAAUUUAACUUUGGCCACGAGGGAUUAAGACUGAAUUCUGUAUAUGAUGUUAUAAAAUGCAUGUAAGUGUUUUGCAGUGUUCAAGUGUUUAAUCAACUUGAAUGACACAUUACCUUUGCUGCGAGGUUAGGAACAUUAGGAUGGUAUAUCUGCCUAUUUGUAAUAGUUGUAUUGUAGGUGUAAUUUCUUCCAGUUCUUUGUGCAUCUAAACCAGGCAUGACUAAUGACUUGCACAGAUUUAUUUUGACAUGCAUCUGACUAGUAGUGAAUGUGACAGCUCAGAUUUUAGGAUUCCUCUUUGACAAGUGAGUCCCAUGUAAUUAAAAUUUGAAUAAUAAAUAUGAAUAAUGUUGA